AUGUCCGCACCAAAACCCUUUCCCGCUGUGACAGGCAGUUGUGUCUGCAACACUAUCCGCUACCGCCUGCUUACGUCUCCCCUCUACUGCUACGCCUGCCACUGCAUUAACUGUCAAAAACAGACCGGAAGCGCGUUCAGUGUCAACUUGAAUAUCGAGUUGUAUAACAUCCAGGUCAUCUCUGGUACAACUCCACUGUUCGUCACGCGGGAAGCAAAAUCAGGGAGAAUCGACCGCCAUGCAGAGUGUCCAGAAUGUCACAUUCAGCUUUGGGCUAGUAGUGCGCUGGGUGAAGCGGUUGUUGACUUGAGGGUGGGAACUCUGGACUUGCCUAGCUUGAUGGAACCGGAUAUGCACAUCUUCGUGGAGAGCAAACUGGACUGGGUACGCUUGCCUGACGAUGCAAAAACUAUACCCAAAGGGGACAACUUACGGAAAUGGUGGCCAAAGAGUAGUUUAAAGAGGUUGGAGAUUUGUAUGAGGAGGACAGAGGAGGUAAAGAAGAGGAGGAUUGCGGCCAUGAAGGAGCGCAAGGAGGCAACCGCCGGUGCUGAAGAAAAUGUGCUGGCGGAAGGGAGUGGGGAAGGGGACAAGACGCCCACUGCGGGAGGGUUUGGUGGAGAAGACGAUGAGGCAUUUGAGAAGAGGUUUAGGGAGACGGAGAAGGCGUUGCAAGAACGGUUGGAGAGGUUGAGCCUUAAGCUGCAAGAUGAGGAGGUUGUUGAAAAGAUGCAGAAGACAGCGAUUGGGGAGUCGAAUACUGCCUCAUAA
This is a messenger RNA of Alternaria atra, 771 nucleotides long. RefSeq lists its product as uncharacterized. Bases 1 to 771 code for a protein of 256 amino acids. Lineage: Eukaryota; Fungi; Ascomycota; Dothideomycetes; Pleosporales; Pleosporaceae. Gene Ontology annotation, molecular function: carbon-sulfur lyase activity. The record is from RefSeq and is a predicted model, not a curated record. The transcript has a single exon.